Molecule: messenger RNA, 1131 nt
Organism: Rhinichthys klamathensis goyatoka
Lineage: Eukaryota; Metazoa; Chordata; Actinopteri; Cypriniformes; Leuciscidae
Product: proline-rich protein 18
Exons: 1
Coding region: 224-1105 (293 amino acids)
Source: RefSeq, a predicted model, not a curated record
UCUCAUUUGCAUUACUACCGUUACAAUCCCACAGUUUAGCAAGAGUGCAUUGAAUGUUUACAUCUCGAUACGUUAUGCAACUCUAAGCCGCACGUAUUAAGCUUACCUACGCCAAAGGAUUCACACAUUGCCUUGGCCAAACCCCUUUUCCCAACACCCUAUAAAUAAGCAAGCUAUUCCUGCACGCUAUUUCCACAGUGGCUUUGUCUGAAGAAAAAAGUGGAUGUUGGGGGCUCUAGAAACAACUGGUAGUCCUGAUCAUGCGAAAGAUCACAUCCCAUUUCUGUCGCAUUACACCUCAAAGACCGAGUUCUUGUGCUACGUGCUGCUCUACCUGGUGAAGAUGCCUUUCCCACCUGUGAGCAGACCUCGGAGUCUUCACAGCACGGGCAAAGAAAAACUUUCAGGACCGUCGCCUGUCAUUCCGAUCAAGACUGUGGAGGAGAAAAGUUCUGCGAAGGAGCGCCUCAAGAAGUUGAGCAAAAAGGCCUCGCCACACAAAAGCAAGUUGCCCACCAGCCGAGCCACUUCUGGCGUGAGGAUGGAGGGUAAAAGCACCUGGAUUAUGACUUCAAGACCCACUGAUCCUUCAAGUUCUUCAACCCCAACUUCUUCUAAAAGUACUUCUGAUAUUAGUACCUCUGGAAGCAAUUUGGCAACAACCAGCAAGAAGAUGUUUCCUGCCAGUGUUUCAGCAACAAGCAUCCCAACAGACUCUUGUAGUCCGCAGGCCUCCUCCGGAUCAAGCCAGGGAUUAAAUAGCAAAUCUAACUUUUCUCUCAACCUGACACCUGAGGCCACUUUGCUCCUGCAGAAACGUAGCCGUGAGAAGCUGCUCCGUGGCAGCGCUGGCACCGCACCGGCACCACACCAGAAAAGCCGUCUGCCUACCAAGUCGGGUUCUCGAUCCAACAUCCCACUGGUGAAGAUCUCUCUUCUGAAUGACCGCCACCGAUACGAUGACGUGGAAUAUGAGGAAGACAAAGAGCAGAGUGUGGAUCAAAGCGUCCUACUGAAAUGUUCUGAAUGGUUGCAAGGAGUGGAGAACGCUGCCGGAGCUACAGUCCUGGGAGGAACCGACAAAAUCAGCCAGAAGAGCAUUUAACAUAUCUGAUGCUACAUGUCCUAUUA